Messenger RNA from Durio zibethinus, 2907 nucleotides. RefSeq names its product transcription factor MYB3R-3-like. NCBI's taxonomy places the organism in Eukaryota, Viridiplantae, Streptophyta, Magnoliopsida, Malvales, Malvaceae. Gene Ontology annotation, biological process: regulation of DNA-templated transcription. The record is from RefSeq and is a predicted model, not a curated record. Gene Ontology annotation, molecular function: RNA polymerase II cis-regulatory region sequence-specific DNA binding; DNA-binding transcription factor activity, RNA polymerase II-specific. Gene Ontology annotation, cellular component: nucleus.
CCCCGAAAAAAGAAAAGGCAAAAAAAAAAAAAAGGAAAAAAGAGAGCUAAAUUUCUGCCAAAAUCUUUAUAUUUACCGUUACCCAACAACAUAUUCUUCUGUGCAUAAGAAAAAUCGUAGCUUUUUUAUUUUUUUUUAUUUGGUUGUUUUGGCGGUUAAAGCUAUCCGCGGCAAAGUUUCAGGGCUUUUGGACCUGUUAAAACUUGACAGUUGAGAAGAUCAUGGUGGAAGUGAAGAAGGAGAAAGAAGAGUACCAUGAAUGUUUAGCAGAAGAAGUUAGAUCUGCUUCACCUUCUUCAUGUUUUGACAGCAGUUUUGAUACUACUACAAGAUCAGCUUCUCUUCAAGGCUUGUAUUGCUGUUGCAGAAGGGUAACUGGUCCAAGUAGACAUUCCAGGAAAGGAGGGUGGACCGAGGAAGAGGAUAAUCUUUUGACUGAAGCUGUGAAAAAAUGCAAUGCAAGGAAUUGGAAGAAAAUAGCUGAAUUUCUCCCUGGAAGAACAGAUAUCCAGUGCUUGCAUCGCUGGCAGAAGGUGCUGAAUCCUGGAAUUUUAAAAGGACCUUGGACAAAGGAGGAGGAUGAUCAUAUUACGAUGUUAGUUAAAAAGUAUGGUUGUAAGAGAUGGUCUGUCAUUGCAAAGUACUUGGGAGGACGUAUAGGCAAGCAAUGCCGUGAAAGGUGGUACAAUCAUUUGGACCCAACCAUAAGAAAAGAUUCAUGGACAGAAAAAGAGGAGGCCAUUCUUACAUAUUAUCACCAAAUAUAUGGGAACAAGUGGACCAAAAUAGCAAAGCUUCUACCUGGGAGAACUGAUAAUGCGAUAAAAAAUCACUGGAACUGUACCUUAAAAAAGAAGUUGAGUUUGUAUUCAACUCAUCUUUAUGCAAUGGACAUCUGCAUUGAAGAAUCUGGUUUUAGUGAUCAGGAAAUUACUUCAAAAUUCAUGAAGGUCAAAGAAUGGAGACAGGUUCUUUAUGAAGCAAAAUCUGUCAAUCAGAACAUUGCUGUGGAUUGUGGUGCUGGCACAUGUAAGAUAGAUUUGGUUCUUGGAAUUGCUAAUCAAGCAGAAAUCAAAUUAGAAGCAGACUGUGGUAAGGUAGGAAAGCAUAGGUCUCCAGGAGUGCCAAAUGAGCAGGUAACUCCACUUAAUAAUAGAGUGCAUUUUGAUGACAAAGCUAAUGUUACAAUUGAUGACUCAAUCGUUGGAUCUGUAAGAAGGUAUGCUAAGCACAUUAAGACACAUGAACCUCGAUUAGCUUCAUGCAGAGUAGGUUCGCAGGAUAGUCAUGCUCUUCUUUCCUCAACAUCAGUUGAUUCUCCAUCGAGUCCCCUAACUUUCAAAAUUUCUGAGGAUGGUCAGGUCCACAUGCAAAGCGAAAAUCAGAGGAUGAAUACAGUGUACUCAAGUGAUUGCUUGUCACAUAAUGAGCCAUCGCAGCUGAAGGAUUCGGUUAGUGCCAUAUUUCCCAUUGUGGACAGUCAAGAUGUGUCUUUAAAAAGUUCAUUUUGCUAUUCUACUCCACCUAAACUUGUGGAAAGUCUCUCUCCCAGCAGUAGUAGUCCAGAAUCUAUAUUGAGGAUUUCUGCAAUGACCUUCAAAAACACUCCUUCUAUCAUAAGGAAGAGAAGUUACAAAAAGGCUUGGAAUGAUAACUUUUCUGACGCCUCCUGCUCACCUGUGAGGAGUUUCUCAUGUUUUCAUUGUGAAGGAGAAAUCAAUGAUACUUAUUAAUGCAUGCUUUUCUCGAUUUGAAUUUUCCACUGUUAUAUACUAACCUAAAGAAAGGGCAUACUUUUGGUUUUGGGGACUUUUUUUCUGCAAGUGCAUAUAACUACAUAUGUAAGAGCAUAUGGCGAGUCAAAUGUCUAUUUUUCCCAUCAUUUCUUUUCUGGAUCAUCAAAUAUUUUGGAAGGUUUGUUUUGAAAUUUCAUACCAGUUGUUCCAUCCCAAUAUGAAUUGCCAUACGAACAGAUGAGUGUAGAUUUUUGGAAAUCAAAUCUCUCUUUAUUCUCUGCUUUUGCUUUGAGAAGUACUGCUUUAGGGUAAUGAAGUGGCGGGAUGAUUCAAGUGUUCGAGUAUUGGCAUUUGGAAUUUGGGAUGAUGCCCUUUGCUUGAACGACCAACGGUAAAUAAAAAAAUAUGAUGUGGAAAGGCACCAAGUAUCGAAGCUUUUUCUUUUGGUUGGUACAUAUGCUCGCUCAGCUUCAUGAAAUCAUAUUUCGAGCAACGAGCUGAGCAUCUUUGCUUUUGCCUACAAUAAUAAAAAAUAUAAAAAAAUAAGUAAAAAAAAAAAAAUGCGCAAAAGCUAAAGCCUUCCAAUUCCAACUCCCUUAGAACAUGAUGUUUGCGAAUUCGAUCCAUUUCAUAGAAUCCACAAAGAAAAUUUGUGCUUUAAAGCCACUUGCAGAACCGUCUGGCAGAAGAGCUGUCAUGAAAGAAUGAAUGCCCUAUAAAAACGAUGCAUGAACCAUUGAUAAAUUUCUAGGCACAGCUUUGUUGCUCUCACUGCUUUGGUCCCACAGGUAACAAACUAAUCAACCAGCCUAUCCAAAUUAGGCAAGAAAAAAUAUAUCCUUACGAACAUAUCUUGAUGAUUACGUGGAUGGGUCAAAGAAGUACGAUGAUCUACAAACAUCCCAUCCGAUUUGUUACAGAAAAAAAAAAUCUGUAAGAUAUAGAUAAGGAUUUCUUAAGAAAAAUUAAAAUGAGAUUGAAAUUAGCAAUUAGUGGAUUGAUGGAUUAUCUGAUGGUAAAAUUAUUUCAUUAAAUCAUCAUUGUCUAUUUUCAUAAUCAUCGAGAAAGUAGGGAUGAUUUACCAUUGUUGAUAAACUAUAAUACUCCAACUAUAGUACUUCAAUGUGUCUAUAUAUAAAUAGUUUUUUGGUAUAUUUUUAUAGUUUUUGUU